UGAAAAUACAAGAUCGUUAAAACGUAGUAUAUAAAUGUAUAUUUUCUAUUCACUAACAAUUCGAUGAGAUGUCAAGUACAAGGACACAUGAUAAAUGUCACGCUGCAAUAUGUCUAUAAAUAACAACAUCAAGUGUGAAUAAUCAUGUUCAAUAUUUGUCUGUACGGUACUUUAUCAUCUUUUAUUACCUCAUAAUAUCGGAAAUGAAAGCGAACCACAAAAAGAAAAGGUGCGCGCGGUGGCAGCAUACAUUGAUCGUUCACCAUUGAUACCAUAAUACUGCCACAAAUUUUCUGCGUUUGCUAAACAAUUUAGACAGCCGUUAAUGUUGCAAGUCAAUACUUAUAUGCGUAUAAAAAUACAAAACAUCCUUGUGUACGUAUAAAAGCUCGUACUAUUGCAAGGUUUGAUCUAGUUCUAUCAAUUUCUCUUUGAUAAUUCAUUAAUAUAUUUCUUUUGCACACGAUGAGAACUAUUGCUACGAUACUUGUACUUUUUCUUAUACAAUGCACGUAUUUACGUGCCGAAAUUAAUCACGUGCCUGCGAUGGGCAAAUUCACGGAGAGCUGUAUCUUCGGCGUUAAAUCGGUAUCAUUAUAUCUGUACAACAGCCAUGUUACAGGCGAAAUGGUCCCGGAUAACGAGCUCUGCAACAAUAUUGAUCCGUCGCAACCGGUCACCUUUGUAGUCCAUGGCUUCACUAGUUACGCAAAUUCGUCUCAAACUAGAGAUCUGGCCAUGCAAUUGAAACAUAAAAGCACAGUAUUUGCGAUGGAUUGGUCUCAAGCAGCUUGCAAAGAUGGGAUACCCAUCUUGAAAUACACGGGGUAUUAUAGUGCGGUGAUCAACACUCGAGAGAUAGGUCAUCUUUUGGCAAACUAUACCAUUACCUUGAAUAAACAGUGCGGUGUUCCAUUAGAAAAGAUAACGUACUUCGGCCACAGUCUCGGCGCGCACGUGUGUGGCUUCGCUGGGAAAAAUAUCAAGAGUUUGGGCUUCGAGAUUGAACUUAUCAUUGGUGCUGAUCCCGCACGUCCGUUAUUCAGCGGCAACAAACCCGAGGAUAGACUUUGCGAUUCGGAUGCCAAACGUCUAGUAGUUUUCCACACAUCGCAACUCGGGAUGGCGAUCCCUAUGGGUGACCUCGAUUUGUACUUCAAUGGCGGACAAAACCAACCAGGAUGCGGCUUAAAUUUCUUUGCUUGCCCGCACAGCAGAGCUAUUGCUUAUUUAACAAAUAUUUUAAAAAAUAAUUGUGGAUUCCCUGGUGUUUCUGAUAGUUCAUCCUCUUAUCCUAAUUCUAACACAACAGAUUGCAUUAUGGUGAAUAGCAAUGUAUUAGAUUGCAACAGUUCCAUGAAGGGAAAAUAUUAUGUAUUCGUUGAUGAGCAUUCUUAUUGUACAAAGGAAACUUUCAGCUGCAAACAGUAAUAGCAGUCGUUGAAUUUGAAAUGUCAGUUUUGUUAUAGAUAAGAGAAUACAUAAGAGAAAUGAAACUUUACAACAAAUUAUUAUAAAUAAUUAAAUAAAAUCGUUUAA
This is a messenger RNA of Mycetomoellerius zeteki, 1539 nucleotides long. Its product is annotated as phospholipase A1. Gene Ontology annotation, molecular function: lipase activity. Lineage: Eukaryota; Metazoa; Arthropoda; Insecta; Hymenoptera; Formicidae. The coding region runs from base 466 to 1431 and encodes 321 amino acids. The record is from RefSeq and is a predicted model, not a curated record. Gene Ontology annotation, biological process: lipid catabolic process. The transcript is spliced from 6 exons.